AUGGGGAUAGUGAUAGACCCUCUGGCAGGUCGGUCCAUCUUCUCAGGGAGUCUGUUUCAGUAUCUGGAGGAGAAUCGGAAGUGGAGGAAUCGCUUUGUAUCUGUGCCAAACAGCUACACCAUCAACCUCUAUGAGAGCAAAACAGCACACGAACAGAACCUUCACCCGAAAGCAACCAUCAACUGUGCUGGGUACAAGGCCCUGACUUCAAUGGAGGAAUACAUGGAGCUGAUUAAUACCAGCCUGCCAGGUAUUCAGGCUAAAGUGGGCAGUUAUCCGUUUAUUAAGUGUGCGUCCCAGUUCCCCCUCAUCUUGUGGCACCCGCACGCCCGCCACCACUACUUCUGCGUGAUGACGGAGAAGGAGCAGAAGAAGUGGCACGCUGUGCUGCAGGACUGUGUCAGACACAGUAACAAUGGUCUGUCAGAGAAGUGCACUGUUCAGACGCCAGCCUUCACUGAUGCUGUGAGACUUCACAGACAAGCCAAAGGACACUACGGGACCUGGGAUAUGAUGUGUGGAAAGCCCCCACAGAUUCUGGCUAAUCUGGUGAUGGAGACCCUUCACCCAGAGCUGAGAAACGUGAUUGGUCCACGUCUGAAGGGGAAGAUGCAGCAGAGGCAGAGGGAUUGGAUGUUGAUUUCUGAUGCAGUGUACAGGCAGGUGUUGUCUCAGACCACCGGUCAGUAUAAAGCACUGGUUGAAGCCUGUGAGGCCCAGAGAGUUCCACUGGAUGCCAGACUGCGAACAGACAUGGACCAGAUCAUCACGUCUAAAGAACAUGUCAGCAACAAGAUACAAGCUCUGGUGGUGCCCAAGGCGGAGCAACUACUACGGAACAACGUCCAGCCUUACAUCAGCUCCAUCCUGGAGGCUCUGAUGGAACCCACCAGUCGAGGUUUCUCCGAGGUUAGGGAAGUUUUCUUUAAGGAGCUGGUGGAGAUCAGCAAGAACUCGCUCAACGGAGGGGGAAAAGAAAAACUGGGAGACCACAUGGAGAGGCUGUCCAUGCUCGCCUUCCACCCGGUGAAGAUGCAGAGCUGCUAUGAGAAGGUGGAGCAGCUCAAUCUGGAGGGGCUGCAGCAGAGGUUCGACGUCUCCAGCCCCUCCGUGUUCGUCAACAGGGCUCAGAUCCUCAUGUGGGAGCAAAUGGACAAUGCGGUGUACACAUUUGAGCAGCUGCUCCACCAGUCUUUAGAGGCCAAGGGAGAAGAUAACAUGUGCAAGACCAUGGAGCGAUGCCAGGACAGGGUUCUCAAGAAAUAUGAUUACGACAGCAGCUCAGUGCGCAAGAAGUUCUUCAGAGAGGCUCUGCUGCAGAUCAUCAUCCCAUACAUGCUGAAGCAGCUCUCGCCAUCCUGCUCACCUGAGCUGCCUCGCUUUAAAGAGCUAAUCUUUGAGGACUUCUCCCGUUUCCUGCUGGUGGAAAAUAUGUUUGAGGAGGUGGUGCUGCAGUCUGUCUCCAAGGACAUAAUAAUGGCUGUGAAGGAGGCAGCUGUCCAGAGGAAACACAAUCUGUACAGGGACAGCAUGGUUCUGAACAACAGCGACCCCAACCUGCUCCUGCUCGGAGAAUCCCCUCAGGUGGAUUGGGCUAGUAAAUUUGGGGCUGAUGAAUCGGAGGGCUCUGUUGAUGGUGUUAAAGGAGGGAGUUCUGGGAGAAGACGCAGACAGGUGGUGUCCAUGAUCCAGCUGGACGGGUUGCCUCUGCCCUACGAGUCCUGCCUUGAGGUCCCAGGUGUGGAGCUUAUUCCCGAGGAGGAUGGCGAGAUCUCUGAGGGCAAAGAAGAGAACAGAGGGGCGGAUAAGAAGGGCCAAGUGAAGAAGGAGGAAGAGAAGGACCUAGGCCCCUCUGAGGAUCCCAAGUCUCCUGACAGCGUGGAUGAAAUCAGAUACCUGAUCCAUCCAGUAGUGGAGGUGGGGCUGCCUGUAUCAACGCAGAGCCAGAGCGACAUGACCAACAAGACGGAGCCGACCACAGGCACCAUCACCACGAAGGAUGGGGUGCAGGAGGAUGUCACACAUGUCAUCACCUUGGUGGAGGAUGUCCCCAGGAAAUCUCCGUGCGACAAGUUAUCCCCACAGACAAUUCUCCAGCAGCUGGUAGGAAGCAAGAAGCAGGAAGCUGAGGAGGGGCAUCAGGAGGAAGCAGCCAUCAAGAACGCCAUCGAGGAAAUAGAGAUAGCAGUACAGGGAGAUGACAGUGAACAGGUCGCUGCGGUGCCUGCAGCACAGUCAGAUUACGAGUCGUCACCAACGCCAGCGACGGCUACGGACUCAGGCUCGCAUGGCGACAGUUGCCUCCAUUCACCAACCAAUGAGGGGCUGGAUGUCACAAACAGUCUGAACGGAGAGGACAAAAUUAUCGACCCAGUAGAAGUGGAAGUGUUUUUAGCGUAGGAAGAGAAGUGGAUUGAAUAAGGAUUGUAUUUAAAAGGUUUCAUUUAAAGCAUUGGCUUUUUUUUGUUACUGAUAUUGCACACUCCCCCGCCUUACAUUUCUUUGGUGAUCGGUUCCUCUACGCAGCUUAGUGAAUUUCAGUGCAAGUUUUCUUCUAGUGUUGUUUGGGACGCUGAAUUCAACAUAUCUGAUUUAUAUAAGUUAGGCUCCUUUAUGAUGCCAACAGGCUGAGGGGGCUUUUAAAGUGAUAAUGAACUUUUAAACUUACAAAUAAGGGAGUUUGUUUUCAAAUGAUGUUUGUUAAACACAGCAGGAAAUAAGGCCUAUAUUUUCUCAACAUCUCUCACAUUUAUACUGUCAAAUAAAUGACAAAUUGUGCUUUUAACUGUACUGCAGGUGAAUGGAUUGCUCUUUUCACAGCCUCUACCUGGGCAGCAGGGGGAGCUACAAUCAACCCUUUAGAUGUUAUCUGGGGAUUUUUUUCUGUGUAUUUGAAAUAUUCUUUGAAAUACCGGUAUCUAUUUUUGUAAAAUGUAAUUUUAUUCAAAAUAUGUAGUUUGUUUACUUUGAAGAGCUGUUCCUGUAUUCGCAAAUGGCCUUUGUGUUUCAACACUAGAUAUUUUAGUACAAGCUGUCAGGAAUGAUUUACUUCUCCGCUUUACUUUUUGACAACUGUACAACAAAAGUCUUUGCCCGUGGAUGUAGAUGACCGAGAUAUAGUAAAUAACGGCUCCUUAACUUGUAGGAUUUUGAUGAGCUUGUAAUCAGAGGCAGCUCUGCGAGUAUAAGGGGGAGAUUCUUAGUGUCGGCUUCCGAUGACGUUUUUCAAAUAUCACUUAUAUAUUUCACCCUGACUUUUGUGUAAUUAUAUUAAAUCAUGCAUGACAGUGACAAUGUUUCUAUUGAAAAUUAAUCUUCAAUCUUUUCUGAUUUAAUUCAAAUUUUACACUUUGGGUGAAUCCUUUUUAAAUUUGUCUGUCAUUUGGAUGAAGUAGCUUUUACAAAAAGGUUUUUGUCCGUAUCUGUGUAAAAAACUUUUUAUUUAUUUAAUUUGGUAAGUAUAGUGGAAUUAGAGAAAAUACAUGUUGAAUCUUAUGCUAAGCUGUUGAAAAACACACAUUGUUCAAACUGACCUGCCAUGCACUAAGUAAAAGACUCAAGGUUACCCCCGGUUCAAAUAAGGAAAAAUUCCAAUGCAAGGAGAAACCUCAGGAAAAGCAGCAGAGGAGGGAUCUCUUACUGAAAUACACAUGAAAUACUGAAAGUGUUGUAUUGACACAGGAGGUACCGGAAGAGGGACAAAAGCAUGGAGACACUGAAUAAAUAAAAACAAACUUAAUUUUUUCAUUUUUAUUAUAAUUAGUACCAAAUGACCUCUCUAGGAACUAUCUUGUGAAUUUGCAGUUACAUAUCAGUUUCAGCAUCACACACUUUAAGGGGUGAAUUACUUUCACUUUUGCACCGUCUGUAGUGAAGAGACCUAACGUUAAAUGCGAAGUGAUAUUCCAAUUAUUGCACAUCCCCUCUCAAUUUUAUGAGUUAGUGUCCUGUUGUGAAAUUGCCUGUUGCCACUGUAUCUAAGGCACAUUUUGAGCGUGCUGCCUUUAAAUUCAUACCUAAGACCAAUUACUUCCAAUGGAGGACCAUUGACUCUCACCUUCUAGCGGUUAUUUAUUACAAAACCUGUUUGGUGUGAGCAGCUCAACUUCACAUGUUUAGUGCUUUUUCUUCCUGAAAUAUAUCACCAAAAAAUAUGGAUGAAUAAAAAAAUUUCAUCAACUUUA
Molecule: messenger RNA, 4184 nt
Organism: Micropterus dolomieu (smallmouth bass)
Lineage: Eukaryota; Metazoa; Chordata; Actinopteri; Centrarchiformes; Centrarchidae
Gene: niban2a
Product: niban apoptosis regulator 2a
Exons: 13
Coding region: 1-2400 (799 amino acids)
Source: RefSeq, a predicted model, not a curated record